Messenger RNA from Limanda limanda (common dab), 3930 nucleotides. RefSeq names its product polyubiquitin-A-like. Gene Ontology annotation, cellular component: cytoplasm; nucleus. The record is from RefSeq and is a predicted model, not a curated record. Lineage: Eukaryota; Metazoa; Chordata; Actinopteri; Pleuronectiformes; Pleuronectidae. The transcript is spliced from 2 exons. Gene Ontology annotation, biological process: protein ubiquitination; modification-dependent protein catabolic process. Bases 1 to 3930 code for a protein of 1309 amino acids. Gene Ontology annotation, molecular function: protein tag activity; ubiquitin protein ligase binding.
AUGCAGAUCUUUGUGAAGACCUUGACUGGCAAGACUAUCACUCUGGAAGUUGAAGCCAGUGACACCAUUGAGAAUGUCAAAGCUAAGAUCCAGGAUAAGGAAGGCAUCCCUCCAGACCAGCAGAGGCUCAUCUUUGCCGGCAAGCAGCUGGAAGACGGCCGCACUCUCUCCGACUACAACAUCCAGAAAGAGUCCACCCUCCAUCUGGUCUUGCGGCUGAGAGGAGGUAUGCAGGUCUUUGUGAAGACCCUGACUGGUAAUACCAUCACUCUGGAGGUUGAACCCAGCGACACCAUCGAGAAUGUCAAAGCUAAGAUCCAGGAUAAGGACGGCAUUCCUCCUGAUCAGCAGAGGCUGAUCUUUGCAGGCAAGCAGCUGGAAGAUGGUCACACCAUGUCAGAUUAUAACAUCCAGAAAGAGUCCACCCUCCAUCUUGUACUGCGCCUGAGAGGAGGGAUUCAGAUCUUCGUGAAGACCCUCACAGGCAAGACUAUCACUCUGGAGGUUGAAGCCAGUGACACCAUUGAGAAUGUCAAAGCUAAGAUCCAGGAUAAGGAAGGCAUCCCUCCAGACCAGCAGAGGCUCAUCUUUGCCGGCAAGCAGCUGGAAGAUGGUCGCACUCUCUCCGACUACAACAUCCAGAAAGAGUCCACCCUCCAUCUGGUCUUGCGGCUGAGAGGAGGAAUGCAGGUCUUUGUGAAGACCCUGACUGGUAAGACCAUCACUCUGGAGGUUGAACCCAGCGACACCAUUGAGAAUGUCAAAGCUAAGAUCCAGGAUAAGGAAGGCAUUCCUCCUGAUCAGCAGAGGCUGAUCUUUGCCGGCAAGCAGCUGGAAGAUGGUCGCACCAUGUCAGAUUAUAACAUCCAGAAAGAGUCCACCCUCCAUCUUGUGCUCCGCCUGAGAGGAGGGAUUCAGAUCUUUGUGAAGACCCUCACAGGCAAGACUAUUACUCUGGAGGUUGAAGCCAGUGACACCAUUGAGAAUGUCAAAGCUAAGAUCCAAGAUAAGGAAGGCAUCCCUCCAGACCAGCAGAGGCUCAUCUUUGCCGGCAAGCAGCUGGAAGACGGCCGCACUCUCUCCGACUACAACAUCCAGAAAGAGUCCACCCUCCAUCUGGUCUUGCGGCUGAGAGGAGGUAUGCAGGUCUUUGUGAAGACCCUGACUGGUAAGACCAGCACUCUGGAGGUUGAACCCAGCGACACCAUUGAGAAUGUCAAAGCUAAGAUCCAGGAUAAGGACGGCAUUCCUCCUGAUCAGCAGAGGCUGAUCUUUGCAGGCAAGCAGCUGGAAGAUGGUCGCACCAUGUCAGAUUACAACAUCCAGAAAGAGUCCACCCUCCAUCUUGUACUGCGCCUGAGAGGAGGGAUUCAGAUCUUUGUGAAGACCCUCACAGGCAAGACUAUCACUCUGGAGGUUGAAGCCAGUGACACCAUUGAGAAUGUCAAAGCUAAGAUCCAGGAUAAGGAAGGCAUCCCUCCAGACCAGCAGAGGCUAAUCUUUGCCGGCAAGCAGCUGGAAGAUGGCCGCACUCUCUCCGACUACAACAUCCAGAAAGAGUCCACCCUCCAUCUGGUCUUGCGGCUGAGAGGAGGAAUGCAGGUCUUUGUGAAGACCCUGACUGGUAAGACCAGCACUCUGGAGGUUGAACCCAGCGACACCAUCGAGAAUGUCAAAGCUAAGAUCCAGGAUAAGGAAGGCAUUCCUCCUGAUCAGCAGAGGCUGAUCUUUGCCGGCAAGCAGCUGGAAGAUGGUCGCACCAUGUCAGAUUACAACAUCCAGAAAGAGUCCACCCUCCAUCUUGUACUGCGCCUGAGAGGAGGGAUUCAGAUCUUUGUGAAGACCCUCACAGGCAAGACUAUCACUCUGGAGGUUGAAGCCAGUGACACCAUUGAGAAUGUCAAAGCUAAGAUCCAGGAUAAGGAAGGCAUCCCUCCAGACCAGCAGAGGCUAAUCUUUGCCGGCAAGCAGCUGGAAGAUGGCCGCACUCUCUCCGACUACAACAUCCAGAAAGAGUCCACCCUCCAUCUGGUCUUGCGGCUGAGAGGAGGAAUGCAGGUCUUUGUGAAGACCCUGACUGGUAAGACCAUCACUGUGGAGGUUGAACCCAGCGACACUAUCGAGAAUGUCAAAGCUAAGAUCCAGGAUAAGGACGGCAUUCCUCCUGAUCAGCAGAGGCUGAUCUUUGCAGGCAAGCAGCUGGAAGAUGGUCGCACCAUGUCAGAUUACAACAUCCAGAAAGAGUCCACCCUCCAUCUUGUACUGCGCCUGAGAGGAGGGAUUCAGAUCUUUGUGAAGACCCUCACAGGCAAGACUAUCACUCUGGAGGUUGAAGCCAGUGACACCAUUGAGAAUGUCAAAGCUAAGAUCCAGGAUAAGGAAGGCAUCCCUCCAGACCAGCAGAGGCUAAUCUUUGCCGGCAAGCAGCUGGAAGAUGGCCGCACUCUCUCCGACUACAACAUCCAGAAAGAGUCCACCCUCCAUCUGGUCUUGCGGCUGAGAGGAGGAAUGCAGGUCUUUGUGAAGACCCUGACUGGUAAGACCAGCACUCUGGAGGUUGAACCCAGCGACACCAUCGAGAAUGUCAAAGCUAAGAUCCAGGAUAAGGAAGGCAUUCCUCCUGAUCAGCAGAGGCUGAUCUUUGCCGGCAAGCAGCUGGAAGAUGGUCGCACCAUGUCAGAUUACAACAUCCAGAAAGAGUCCACCCUCCAUCUUGUACUGCGCCUGAGAGGAGGGAUUCAGAUCUUUGUGAAGACCCUCACAGGCAAGACUAUCACUCUGGAGGUUGAAGCCAGUGACACCAUUGAGAAUGUCAAAGCUAAGAUCCAGGAUAAGGAAGGCAUCCCUCCAGACCAGCAGAGGCUAAUCUUUGCCGGCAAGCAGCUGGAAGAUGGCCGCACUCUCUCCGACUACAACAUCCAGAAAGAGUCCACCCUCCAUCUGGUCUUGCGGCUGAGAGGAGGAAUGCAGGUCUUUGUGAAGACCCUGACUGGUAAGACCAUCACUCUGGAGGUUGAACCCAGCGACACCAUCGAGAAUGUCAAAGCUAAGAUCCAGGAUAAGGAAGGCAUUCCUCCUGAUCAGCAGAGGCUGAUCUUUGCCGGCAAGCAGCUGGAAGAUGGUCGCACCAUGUCAGAUUAUAACAUCCAGAAAGAGUCCACCCUCCAUCUUGUGCUCCGCCUGAGAGGAGGGAUUCAGAUCUUUGUGAAGACCCUCACAGGCAAGACUAUCACUCUGGAAGUUGAAGCCAGUGACACCAUUGAGAAUGUCAAAGCUAAGAUCCAGGAUAAGGAAGGCAUCCCUCCAGACCAGCAGAGGCUCAUCUUUGCCGGCAAGCAGCUGGAAGACGGCCGCACUCUCUCCGACUACAACAUCCAGAAAGAGUCCACCCUCCAUCUAGUCUUGCGGCUGAGAGGAGGAAUGCAGAUUUUUGUGAAGACCCUGAAUCGUAAGACCAUCACUCUGGAGGUUGAACCCAGCGACACCAUCGAGAAUGUCAAAGCUAAGUUCCAGGAUAAGGAAGGCAUCCAUCCACACCAGCAGAGGCUGAUCUUUGCCGGCAAGCAGCUGGAAGAUGGUCGCACCAUGUCAGAUUAUAACAUCCAGAAAGAAUCUACCCUCCGUCUUGUGCUCAGCCCGAGAAGAGAGAUUCAGAUCUUUGUGAAGACCCUCACAGGCAAGACUCUCACUCUGGAGGUUUUACCCUGUGACAUCAUUGAGAAUGUCAAAGCUAAGAUCCAGGAUAAGGAAGGCAUCCAUCCAUACCAGCAGAGGCUGAUCUUCGCGGGCAAACAGCUGGAAGACGGCCGCACUCUCUCCGACUCCCACAUCCAAGAAAGAGUCCACCCUCCAUCUUGUGCUGCGCCUGAGAGGAGGGAUUCAGGUCUUUGUGAAGACCCUCACAGGCAAGACUAUCACUCUGGAAGUUGA